Molecule: messenger RNA, 543 nt
Organism: Exophiala bonariae
Lineage: Eukaryota; Fungi; Ascomycota; Eurotiomycetes; Chaetothyriales; Herpotrichiellaceae
Exons: 2
Coding region: 1-543 (180 amino acids)
Molecular function (GO): hydrolase activity
Source: RefSeq, a predicted model, not a curated record
AUGAUCGAACGUCAAUCUGACCGUAGAUAUUUGGGAGUCCAGGUCAUGUGGUCAAUACUUCCGUUCAUGCAGAAAAACGCUCCCAAUCGCUCCCACGGUCGCGUGAGGAAGUGGAUGCAGGAGUUUCGUUCUGUGGAAGGCGCGAAUCUCAAAAUCGGGGCUAUCGGCUUCUGCUGGGGAGGCUAUCACGUUACCAAGCUUGCUCGUGGGGACCCUACGAGCAAUGGCAGACCGGUCGUUGACGUGGCCUAUACCGCUCAUCCUAGUGAGUUGAAGCUACCCGAGGAUAUUGAGCAGAUUGCGAUACCAUACAGCGUUGUCAUCGGCGAUGUCGACUUUGCCAUGCCUCUCAAACAGGUGGAAGAGAUGAGACAAAUUCUAUCCAAGGCUGGAAAGCCAGAAAGUGAAGUUGUUGUGAUCUCGAAUGCAAAACACGGAUUUGCAGUGCGCGCAGACCCUGAGGACGAACAAGCCAUGGUGAUGGCCCACCAAGCCUUCCACCAAGCAAUAAAUUGGUUUAAAGAGCAUUUAGAUUCAAAUUAG